This is a messenger RNA of Galleria mellonella (greater wax moth), 1119 nucleotides long. RefSeq lists its product as uncharacterized. The transcript is spliced from 6 exons. NCBI's taxonomy places the organism in Eukaryota, Metazoa, Arthropoda, Insecta, Lepidoptera, Pyralidae. The record is from RefSeq and is a predicted model, not a curated record. Bases 146 to 883 code for a protein of 245 amino acids.
UGUAAUGAAUUGAAACAGUAGUGUUGUGAUUGACAUUUUUCCAGUUAUAAUUUUAAAAUGACAAUUUACAGCAAAAUUGUUCAAAUAAUAUUAGUAAGUGUGUAACGUUGGAAAAAAUCAGUUUUAAUUGAAUUACGGAUUACUUAUGAUAGCUGAAGGAUUUGACGAGAAUAUGACAGAAGCAGUGGUGGGUGGUGCGGCGCUGGCGUGGCGGUUACUGGCCACCUUGGAGGGGGGCUCGUUUCUGCUCGCCACGUCAGCCCUGCUCGCGUACACAGCUCGCAACAGACUUACAAAACGACCGCAACCUCGAAGAAGGACAAUCAAUACUGUUCUCAUUACAAACAGCGAUAACAUAUUGGGGAAACAUUUAAAAACACAACUGGAAUCACGUGGUUGUGCUGUGAAGACAGCGACCGAAGAUGUGCUGGACGGGGCGCGGAGUGGAGCGGUGACCAGAGUGGAUGCUCUGGUGGUAAUCGGCGCGGUGCCUCGGACCGAAUGCUUGAACGGAAUGGCCGAGUUCGUAUCAGAAGACGUGUAUAACAAUUUGAAAACACUCGAGAACCUCUCUGUAAUGGUGAGGCCGGGCGGAUGUAUUGCAUGGGCGUGCGCGGGCGCAGGAGCGGACAACAGCGCGUACAGCGUGGCCGGCGCUGCAUUUGACGCAGUUGUGCAAGCCAGCUUACAACACGUCGCUGAAAAUUCCCAUUGUGAAUCCAUAUGGAUAGAUCGCAGUGAAUGUGCAGAGCGGACCGCGCAGCGAGUAACCGACGCUCUUUUGCCUUAUACCACACCCAACAACGCCUCCAAAUUCUCCAUCAGAGACAUCGCGAAGACAAUAGGGAAGUACGUCUGCAGAGGGCUAAAAAUAAUCACGUGAUAAUUCUACCUCGUUCUGUGACUUUGUAAUAUACUGUAUUGUACUUAAAAUGUAAUAAAAAUAUUAAUAAAAAUAGUAAUUUAAUGCGAAAAAUAACCGAAUUGACUUAACCAGUGGAGUACCUUUUUUACAAGUAAAAUAUAAUACAUAUUUAUGAAAAUUAUAUUUACAAAAAAUAAUAUGUACCAUUAUUAAAUAUGAGUAAAAUAAUUAUGAAUAAAAAAAAUUCUGCUUUC